AUGAGAAAGGCCAAAGUGAAGAAGGGCAAGAAGAGCACUGAUGAUGAGGAGCUGCCACUGCACAUCAAGAGGAGACAAAUUAAGGCAGGAGAGAAGGUGAAAAACAGGAGAACAAUCUUUGUCGGGAACCUGCCCGUGUCCUGCACUAAACAGAUGCUGAAGGCUUGCUUUAACGAGUUUGGCCAUAUUGAAUCCAUGAGGUUCCGCUCCAUGGCUCGGGCUGAUUCCUCCCUCUCCAAAAAAGUUGCAACUAUCCAACGGAAAAUACAUCCUAAAAGGAAAAACAUUAAUGCGUAUUUGCUUUUCAAAGACCAAGAAAGUGCAACUAAAGCUCUCGUAAGGAACGGUACAGAGAUCAGCAGCGGAUUCCACAUCAGAGUGGAUCUUGCCUCGAAGAGCUCUACGCACGACAACAAGAAAUCCGCCUUUGUAGGAAAUCUUCCAUACGAUGCUGAAGAAGAAGUUCUCAGGGAACACUUUUCUGAAUGUGGAACUGUAGAGGCCGUUCGUAUCAUCAGAGACCAGAAAACUGGGAUUGGGAAAAGGCUUUGGUUAUGUGUUAUUUCAGGGUACAGAUGCAGUGCAAUUGGCCCUGAAGCUGAAUAAUUCUGACCUGAUGGGGAGGAAAAUUCGAGUGAAGCGCUGCUUGCCCAGUGGAGCACAAAACACACAGAAGGAAAUGGCCUUCAAGCCAAAGCUGCAGUCACAGAAACCUGGAAAAUUAAAGAAGUCGUCCAGCUUUGUGGGAGAAACUGCUGAUGUGACAAAGAGCAAAAAAAAAGCCCAAAACUAAGAACAAAUUAAAGUGA
This is a messenger RNA of Staurois parvus, 809 nucleotides long. The record is from the annotation of a GenBank genome assembly. NCBI's taxonomy places the organism in Eukaryota, Metazoa, Chordata, Amphibia, Anura, Ranidae.